AUGCCGCGCCUCGUCCGUCGUGCGCCGCUCUCGGAGCGCAUCAAGGCAUAUCUCGACCCCUACGAUCUUCUGCUUUGGCUAGCCGAAGAGCUCAACGACGAUGCCUUCGAUGAAUGGAUGAAGUACUGGGCGUCGCCAAUUAGUAUCGUGCUCAACCUGAUCUUUGUGCUUGCAAGAGGAGCAAGCAAGGCUGCACAGACAAGAGGCAGAGACGAUGUGUUCGGGGAUAUCAAUGAUGGAGGAGGAAGUGCAUGGUUCGCAUGGAUAGCUGUCUUCUUGGUCCAGCUUCUAACACUCUUUUGCUGCUUCAAUGCCUUCUACACCUUCUUCCGGAAACGGAACUACCGCCUCUUCGAGCAACCCGUUGAUAUCGCACCAGCCACUCCUUCAGCCCAUCGAGUGCGAGUGGACAGCUCACCCAUGUCCUCGUCACCUUUGCGAUACUUGCAGAACGUCAUCUCCAGCGCCACAGCUUCAAGUAGAGCGUACCCAGACGCCGAAAGGGAGGUCUGGGAGGUCAGCAUUUGGGAUCCGAAACCUGCAAGCUUGACGAUCUUCACUCUCUUCUCGCCCGGCCAUGUGCUUCUGUACUAUGCGCUACUACCGCCAGCUCUACUGGAUCCACGACCAUCAGUCACUGUCUUCACCGCGCUAGGCUUUGGCGCACUGCUGUCAUUGCAGCUCGGACUUCUUCGAACUUCCUUCAGCCAGCAGGCAAAGGAUUCAGCCCUAGUCCAUGGCGAAGUCAUGAAUGAGUACGACACGAAAUUCGUACGGCCCUCUCUGAACCGACCAGUCAGAGAUGUAGGUACGCAAACGCGCGAAAGCGCCACCACGCCAAAAGGCACGAAGACACGAGAAGUCGAUGUCUACACACCCACCACAAUCAUCAAUCGCGGGUUUCGGGUCAAUCCAAAUCCAAAUUAUGCAAGCCAAUACAACCCAGAUGAUAUUCCGACACCAGAAGACGGACCAGCGAGGCAGCAAGCUUCACAACUACAACGCACCCCAUCGAUGAGCACACCAACCAAUGGCACAUACGUCAAUGGCUAUACACAAUCAGCGUACUCACGACCCAGCACAAGCGGCGGGCCAGAAAUGUCCUCGCCACUGAAACCACACCACGAACGACUGCGAGAGCGAAGUCCGAUCAAGGGCGAUGGUGGGAGUAUGGGAGUCUACAGCCACGCCGCGAGUCCGUUGCGCAAAGCAGCGAGCAGUAAUAUCUUGCGUCCGAGCGAAACAGGCACAAGAGAGAGGCCUAUGAGUCCAUUGAAACGGGUGAGUACGCCUGGGAGUGGUCUUGAUCGUGAUGGUGGAGCGGCGAGAAGGAGAGAGACGGGGCGAUUCUAG
Molecule: messenger RNA, 1353 nt
Organism: Recurvomyces mirabilis
Lineage: Eukaryota; Fungi; Ascomycota; Dothideomycetes; Mycosphaerellales; Teratosphaeriaceae
Exons: 2
Coding region: 1-1353 (450 amino acids)
Biological process (GO): maintenance of rDNA; regulation of exit from mitosis
Source: RefSeq, a predicted model, not a curated record